UCUAAAGCUGUGAGGAUUAAUAUUUCAGAUUGUCCAGAGCACCAGAGCUUGUCUGGAAUGUUCCCACUUCCACUGCAAGAGGAACACACUAGGGCAAACCUAUUCCUUAGUCUCAAAGCAAUGAUCUGAUGGUUUUCUGAAGAACUUUGAGAUUCAGCUUAAACAAAGCAGCAGGUGGAAAUCAUCAUGGAAAUUCUUUGUUAAAAAACAAUUAUGGCUCCAGAAAUUAUGGCUCUGUAGGUUUUCCCAGCCAAAAGAGUCAUGAUUUGCAGAUUUAUGUAAAGAACAGCAAAAUGAAGACUAUACCAAAGUGAGUUUAUAAAAAUGAGUAUGAACUACUUCUCACUGUUAAAAUGUAGGUGUUAAAGAAGAUACUUCUAUGCUGGUUGCCAAAAAAAAUCUAUUAAUAUCAUAAUGUCAGAGUAGGCCAACCUACAUUUUAGGAGUUGUCUAUUUGAUUAAACAGCAUCAUAAACAGCACAUUUACAAAGUCUGGGGAUACAUAGCACAGAUUCAAGGAAAUAAGUGUGCCUUCCUCUUUGUUACCUAGGGGUUGCAAACAGGAGGAUUUCUCUGGUGACAGAAGCUGCUGCUUUCCAGGGGUGAACCUGUUCAGAAGCAGCAGAGUGGAGCUGGCUGCACUAAUGGUGUGUGUGCUGCAGGUGAUGGAAAUUCCUGAGGUGUGAGAAAGCAGAGUGUUACAUGGCCACACUCCAAAUAACCAGCAUGCCAAGCCUGGCUGGCUGAGUUUGAAGCCUGGGGUGUCUCUGAGUGGGUGGAUUUGCACAGGAGGGUGUUGGAGCAGCAGGGUGACCUCUUCCCCCAGCACUGUGACACUGAAGCUCAGCAGCAGGUGCCUGCUGCCCUGCAGCCCAGAGCCAGGCUCCAGCACAGACCAGGGAUCCCAAAGGGGGGAAACACCUCUGGAGACACCAUGCGUGAGUGCAUCUCUGUGCACGUGGGCCAGGCUGGAGUGCAGAUAGGGAACGCCUGCUGGGAGCUCUUCUGCCUGGAGCAUGGCAUCCAGCCUGAUGGCACCUUCAAGGACCUGCCCGACAAACUCAGCUCUGACGACUCUUUCACCACAUUUUUCAACGAAACAGCCACUGGGAAGCACGUGCCACGGGCUGUCAUGGUGGACUUGGAACCAACUGUGGUAGAUGAAGUACGGGCUGGCACCUUCAGGGAACUUUUCCAUCCAGAACAGCUGAUCACUGGGAAGGAAGAUGCAGCCAACAACUAUGCCCGUGGCCACUACACCAUUGGCAAGGAAAGCAUUGAUAUGGUGCUGGAUCGUGUCCGCAAGCUGACCGAUGCCUGCUCUGGGCUGCAAGGAUUCCUGAUCUUCCACAGCUUCGGUGGCGGCACCGGCUCUGGCUUCACCUCCCUGCUGAUGGAACGCCUCUCCGUGGAUUACGGGAAGAAGUCCAAACUGGAGUUUGCCAUCUACCCAGCCCCUCAGGUCUCCACGGCCGUGGUGGAGCCCUACAACUCCAUCCUGACCACGCACACCACGCUGGAGCACUCGGACUGCGCCUUCAUGGUGGACAACGAGGCCAUCUACGACAUCUGCCGCCGCAGCCUGGCCAUCGAGCGCCCCACCUACACCAACCUGAACCGCCUCAUCAGCCAGAUCGUGUCCUCCAUCACGGCCUCGCUGCGCUUCGACGGCGCCCUGAACGUGGACCUGACAGAGUUCCAGACCAACCUGGUGCCCUACCCGCGCAUCCACUUCCCGCUGGUCACCUACGCGCCCAUCAUCUCCUCCGACAGGGCCCACCACGAGCAGCUCUCCGUGGCCGAGAUCACCAGCGCCUGCUUCGAGCCCAGCAACCAGAUGGUGAAGUGCGACCCCAGGCACGGCAAGUACAUGGCGUGCUGCAUGCUGUACCGCGGCGACGUGGUGCCCAAGGACGUCAACGUGGCCAUCGCCGCCAUCAAGACCAAGAGAAGCGUCCAGUUCGUCGACUGGUGCCCAACAGGCUUCAAGGUUGGGAUCAACUACCAGCCUCCCACGGUGGUUCCUGGUGGAGACCUGGCCCAGGUGCAGAGGGCAGUCUGCAUGCUGAGCAACACCACGGCCAUUGCUGAGGCUUGGGCCAGGCUGGACCACAAGUUUGACCUGAUGUACGCCAAGAGAGCUUUCGUGCACUGGUACGUGGGUGAAGGAAUGGAGGAGGGAGAGUUUGCAGAGGCCCGAGAGGACCUGGCUGCCCUGGAAAAGGACUAUGAAGAAGUGGGAACUGACUCCUUCGAAGAAGAGAAUGAUGGGGAGGAAUUUUAAAAUACAUUUUGCUCCUGGUGAGCACAGAAUUGUCUCUGUGUCACUGUGUUGAAGAGUUAGGUCAGCUUUUCUGUGCGCCGUAAACAUGAAUUUAGGAGUGACAUUUUUUUUAUUCUAUAAAUGACAGGCAACUUAUCCUGUAAGAUAUCAUCACCUGUAGAAAUGCCCCACCACUCCCAGUAAUGUAAAACAGACUUGCUCUCCCUUGCACACUUAAUGUGAGCCUUUUAAAGUUCUAAUGUACAUGAUAAACUCACUGCAUUCCAUGUAGGUCAUCCCAAAAAGCUGCAGAAUCCUGCUCCUGCCAACAGGACACCACAGGCACCUGCCCAAGCUGGGAUUCUGUGGAAUCCCCAAUCAGCUACAACACUUUGAAAAGUCAUGGCAAUCAGCUGAAGUCCCAGGGAACUGGGAAAAGGGAAAUUUGUCCCCAUUGUUAAAAAGGGUAGAAAGGAGGGUCCUGGUGACUGCCAACCUGUUACCCUCACCUCUGUGCCUGGGAAGAUCAUGGAAGUCCUCCCAGAAGCAUGUGGAGGGCAGAUUUAGUUGGAUGUUGAUGGAUAAAUUAACUAGGCACUUAUGCAGGAAGUACCUAGGUGCUCAAGCAUAAAUUAAUUGGGAAUUUAUUAACACCUUGGUGCAACAAAUGAGAUAUUGUCUUGCUUUUUGAUUAGGUUCCCCUACAUGCAUUAGUGGUUCUCCUUUCUCAUUUCAGAACCUGGAUUUUUUUAUGAUGCUAAUACAGAAUCCCUUUCAAGAAGAACUUGCCUAUAAAAAGCAAGGCAAUUCUUAGACAUACCCAAGUUGGCUUUCUUUCAAGACUGUGAACUUUCAGACCUGAAAACCUUUCUGGGACUGAUUCUGCCAGAUUUUUUCUCAAAAAGCAAGACAAUAUCUCUCCUUUGUUGCACAGGUGUGUUCAUAAAUUCCCAGCUAAUUAAUGCAUGAGUGUUAAUUAUCUCACAUUUCCCACCCUUUCCCUCUUAAUGUUUUUCAUCCUUUUUUCACCUCACAUUUCCUUCCCUUUUUUACCUCACGUUUCCCACAAUUUAUUCUCUCAUUUUCUGCCCUUUCACCCUCUGUUUAAAUACUUCAAGUGUUGGAAAAAGGGGUAUUUUUCCUCAAUUAAACCUUAAAUAAUGGAAAAGGCAAGUUUUCCUUUAAUUGAUACCCUUAAUAUCACAGGUGAAGGGGAAUCCCCUCCAAAUUAAGGACACCUGCUUUGGAAGUGACUGAGUUCCACAGGCAGAGCUUAAACUAUUCUUAAGACCUAAUACUCCUCCUAACUGAGCACCCAGGCUCUCACAGGGGUCAUCACCAAAAGCUCUUUCAGCCUCACACUGCUUCACCCAGCAUAUCUAGUUCCUGUUCAACCUCCAGUGUCCUUUUGCACUUUGCUCAGGUGGUUUCAUUAUCUCCAGACAGUUUUAUGGCUUAGAGGUUCUUCUCUCUCCCUCUCUUCUAUGGGGCAGUCACCACAUAAGCCAGUAAUAGGCAUGGAAUGUCAGGAAAAAUAAGGCACAAACACCAGAGGUUUAUGUCUAGAAAGGAGACAGAGGAGUCCUUUUACUUUAUUCAAAUAAAGAGCAUUACCCUGG
Messenger RNA from Oenanthe melanoleuca, 3882 nucleotides. RefSeq names its product tubulin alpha 8 (gene TUBA8). Gene Ontology annotation, molecular function: GTP binding; structural constituent of cytoskeleton. Lineage: Eukaryota; Metazoa; Chordata; Aves; Passeriformes; Muscicapidae. The record is from RefSeq and is a predicted model, not a curated record. Gene Ontology annotation, biological process: microtubule cytoskeleton organization; mitotic cell cycle. Gene Ontology annotation, cellular component: microtubule; cytoplasm. The transcript has 5 exons. Bases 935 to 2284 code for a protein of 449 amino acids.